Messenger RNA from Mycena citricolor, 3990 nucleotides. The record is from the annotation of a GenBank genome assembly. NCBI's taxonomy places the organism in Eukaryota, Fungi, Basidiomycota, Agaricomycetes, Agaricales, Mycenaceae.
UGACAACUGCCUGUGCGGCAUACAUUUACACGCUUUCACAUUUCCAGCCUGCGGCUGUAAUGUCCGACGAUUUCCUGCGGCUCGUGUCGCAGGCGAACCCGGCUUCACGACAAUACCAACCCGCGAACGGAUAUCCUCCUUCCGUGUCAACGCCGUAUACCGCCAACUCGCCGCAGCUCUUGGAUCCUUUUUUGACGACGAGGACGACAAUGUCCCGGAUUCAGCCUUUGGAAGGCCCGAUCAUCCAGGACCGAUGGACUCUCAAGCCAGCGGUCUGCCCCUGACCCGAAACGCCGUGCUGCCGGCUGGCACGAGUUCAAAUGCGGAGGGUGUCCCUCAAGGCUGGAACUUUGACGACAACGACUUUCGACCCGCGGGACAGCAGCCCUUUGAGGGCUCAGGGACCUUCAACGGGGUACAGCCGCCCAAGGUGGAAGGCGCCAAGACCGGUCCGUCAAGGCGAAGGAGGUGGAAAUGGCCAUGGCAGAGAGAGAAGGUGCUCACGGGCGAUCGGGUCAUUGCGCUCAAUAAUCCUGCGGCAAACGAAGAAUUCUGCUCGAAUUUCGUCUCAACCAGUAAAUACAACCUGGCGACGUUUGUGCCCAAAUUCCUCACCGAACAAUUCUCCAAAUACGCCAAUCUUUUCUUCCUUUUCACUGCUUGCAUACAGCAGAUACCAAAUGUAUCACCAACACAGCAGUACACGACGAUAGUACCCCUCGGAGUCGUGCUUCUGGCAUCGGCUUUCAAGGAAGUUCAGGAAGAUAUGAAACGCCAUCAAUCAGAUUCCGAGCUCAAUGCCCGUCUAGCUAAAGUACUGACCGCGGAUUCCACCUUUUCGGAGAAGAAAUGGAAGGAUAUCUCUGUCGGGGAUGUUGUGCGAUUGGAAAGCGACGACUUCAUUCCUGCAGAUUUGAUUCUGCUCAGCUCAAGUGAACCUGAGGGAUUGUGCUACAUCGAGACAUCAAAUCUUGACGGCGAGACAAAUCUCAAGAUCAAGCAAGCCUCGACUCACACUUCGUCGAUGGUCUCUCCAUCCCUCGUCACAGCACUUCGUGGCUCGAUGCGCACAGAACAGCCCAACAAUUCGUUAUACACCUUCGAAGGCACAUUCGACCUUACCACAGCAAGCGGUGUUCCAAAGCAGGUGCCUCUCGGGCCGGAUCAAGUUCUGUUGCGUGGGGCGCAGCUGCGAAAUACUCCUUGGGUGUAUGGAAUGGCCGUUUACACUGGCCACGAGACUAAGCUGAUGCGAAACGCUACUUCUGCGCCGAUCAAGCGAACCGCCGUAGAAAGACAAGUCAACGUGCAAAUCGUGUUCCUGUUCAUCCUGCUCCUUGCUCUGUCCGUUGGCUCUUCGAUUGGAGGCAGUAUCCGUGCCUGGUUCUUUGCUAGUCAGCAAUGGUACUUGAUGGAACCGACUUCUGUCGCAGGUCGGGCUAAAAGCUUCAUCGAAGAUAUCCUGACCUUCAUCAUCUUGUAUAACAACCUGAUUCCCAUCUCACUCAUCGUGACCAUGGAGGUUGUGAAGUUCCAGCAAGCACGGCUCAUCAAUUCCGAUCUAGACAUGUAUUAUGCCAAGACCGACACCCCGGCUCUGUGCAGAACGUCGUCGCUCGUCGAAGAGCUUGGGCAGAUUGAAUAUGUGUUCAGCGACAAGACGGGCACCCUGACCUGCAACGAAAUGGAGUUUCGGUCUUGCAGUAUUGCCGGCAUAGCCUAUUCAGAAGUAGUCGAAGAGGGCAAACGUGGCGAAGAAGGAUCGGAGCACUCCUGGCGAACGUUUUCCGAGAUGAAAGCCUUACUUUCUGACAGCCAGAAUCCGUUCGUCGAUGUUGGAUCUUCGAGUGAAGCGGCCGACAUCGCAGAAAAGGACGUCCUGAAAGACUUUCUCACUCUGCUUGCUGUUUGCCACACUGUUAUCCCGGAAGUCAAAGAAGGCAAGACCAUCUUCCAGGCUAGCAGUCCUGACGAAGCGGCAUUGGUCGCCGGAGCAGAGCUGCUGGGAUACCAGUUCCAUACGCGGAAACCCAAAUCGGUAUUUGUGAAUGUGAUGGGUCACAAUGAGCAAUUCGAUAUCCUCAAUGUCUGCGAAUUCAACUCGACUCGGAAGCGCAUGUCUACCGUCGUCCGCAUGCCCGACGGCAAGAUUAAAAUCUACUGCAAGGGCGCCGAUACGGUUAUUCUCGAACGGCUCAGCAAGAACCAGCCUUAUACGGAGAAAACUCUCGCCCAUCUCGAAGACUAUGCGACAGAGGGAUUGCGGACGUUGUGUCUGGCGUAUCGGGAUGUUUCAGAACAAGAGUAUCGUCAAUGGGCCGCUAUCUACGAUCAAGCCGCCGCAACUAUCAAUGGCCGAGGCGAGGCCCUGGACCAGGCUGCAGAGCUGAUCGAGAAGGACCUAUUCCUGCUGGGGGCGACAGCCAUCGAAGACAAGCUGCAGGAUGGUGUUCCUGACACUAUACACACUUUGCAGAUGGCGGGCAUCAAGGUCUGGGUCUUGACUGGGGAUCGGCAAGAAACGGCCAUCAACAUUGGCAUGUCCUGCAAAUUGAUUUCCGAGUCCAUGAACCUGGUCAGUCAUAGUCAACGAGGAAAGUUCGGCCGAGACUCAACAAUUCCUGGCGAAACGUUGUCGGCCAUCAAAAGCCAACGUAGCACCGGGGAAUUGGAAGACCUCGCGCUUGUCAUAGACGGCAAAAGUCUGGGCUUCGCACUGGAGAAGGAAAUAUCGAAGAUCUUCCUGGAGCUGGCUAUCAUGUGCAAGGCUGUCAUUUGUUGUCGUGUUUCUCCGUUGCAGAAGGCGCUUGUUGUCAAAUUAGUGAAGAAGAAUCAGAAGGCCAUCCUGCUUGCAAUCGGUGAUGGAGCCAACGACGUGAGCAUGAUCCAGGCAGCGCAUGUCGGUGUUGGUAUCUCGGGCGUGGAGGGACUUCAAGCAGCUCGAUCGGCUGAUGUUGCCAUCUCGCAAUUUCGAUUUCUCAAGAAACUUCUCCUUGUCCACGGUGCUUGGAGUUACCGGAGGCUGUCCAAGCUCAUCCUUUAUUCUUUCUACAAGAAUAUCACGUUGUAUAUGACACAAUUUUGGUUCGCGUUCUUCAACAACUUCUCCGGUCAAAUCGCGUAUGAAUCCUGGACGUUGUCCAUGUACAACGUCGUCUUUUCGCUCCUCCCACCGCUGGUCAUUGGGAUAUUUGAUCAGUUUGUAUCGGCACGGAUAUUGGACCGUUAUCCUCAGCUGUACAUCCUGGGACAGAAGAAUGUUUUCUUCACGAAGACCGCGUUCUGGAUGUGGGUCGGAAAUGCGCUGUAUCACAGUUUGCUUCUCUUUGCGUUCUCUGUCGUCCUUUUUUGGGGAGACUUGAAGCAAGCCAAGGGCUAUGAUUCUGGCCACUGGUUCUGGGGCACCCUGCUGUACCUCGCUACCCUUCUCACGGUGCUCGGAAAAGCCGCACUCAUAUCAGACAUCUGGACCAAGUACACCGUGGCUGCCAUCCCUGGAUCAUUCGCUUUUGCGAUGGUCUUUCUUCCUCUAUACGCUCUGGUCGCACCUGCGAUCGGGUUCUCAAAGGAAUAUUCUGGGCUGGUGCCCAGGCUGUGGACCGACGCCAUAUUCUAUCUGGUUCUCCUGUACAUCCCGAUCUUGUGUCUUGCUCGAGACUUUGUUUGGAAAUACUGGGCGCGCACUUACUCUCCCGCAUCGUAUCACAUUGCCCAAGAGCUGCAAAAAUACAACAUUCCUGAUUAUCGGCCGAGACAGGAGCAAUUCCAAAAGGCCAUCAAGAAAGUGCGCGCUGUUCAACGGAUGAGACGAAAUCGCGGGUUUGCAUUCAGUCAAACCGAAGACGCUGGCAAGCAAGACCAAGCGAAACUCAUCCGUGCUUAUGACACAUCGAAGAGCAACGCUCGGCCCUCUGGCUAUUAGAUUUGUCGGACAAUGUACUUGUAACUUCUAUUAUUCCCGAUAUAUUAUCAGCUUCUAGUGGACGUCUU